Messenger RNA from Empidonax traillii (willow flycatcher), 2967 nucleotides. RefSeq names its product solute carrier organic anion transporter family member 2B1 (gene SLCO2B1). The transcript has 15 exons. Gene Ontology annotation, cellular component: membrane. The record is from RefSeq and is a predicted model, not a curated record. Gene Ontology annotation, biological process: sodium-independent organic anion transport; bile acid and bile salt transport; transmembrane transport. Bases 288 to 2270 code for a protein of 660 amino acids. Gene Ontology annotation, molecular function: bile acid transmembrane transporter activity; protein binding. NCBI's taxonomy places the organism in Eukaryota, Metazoa, Chordata, Aves, Passeriformes, Tyrannidae.
CAAACCGCACGGGCAGCGCCGUCGGUUUGGGAUUGCAAAGCAAUCCGGGAGGAGGCAAAAGCAAAAAUAAAAGAAAUCCUCUGGAAAGGGAUUGCAAAAGUUUCAGCUGAAAAGCGUGCCCCGGUUUUUGAGAUUGCAGCCGAAGCCCCACCUCCGCACACCCAUUCCCACCUCCAGCCCGGCGAGGAAAAGUGGUGAAUGGUCCCAGCAGCUGCUGGCAGAGGGAAAACUUUCGCUCCCAGCGCAGUGGGACCGGGAUCAGGAGAGUCCUGGAACUGCCCAGCAGGAUGACGAGCACGGCUCCCAAGAGCAGCUACCCGGAUCCGACGCGGAAAGCGCUCUGCAGGAGCCCCUUUCUGAGCAUCAAGUUCUUUGUGUUCUGCCACGGGCUCCUGCAGCUCUCCCAGCUCCUGGUCUCGGGCUACCUGAAGAGCUCCAUCUCCACCAUCGAGAGGCGGUACGGCCUGUCCAGCCGGACCUCGGGGCUGCUCGCUUCCUUCAACGAGGUGGGGAACACGCUGCUGAUCGUCUUCAUCAGCUACUUCGGGAGCCGGGUGCACAGACCCCGUUUCAUCGGCGCCGGCGCCAUCCUCGUGUCCCUGGCCGGGUUCCUCAUGUCCCUGCCCCACUUCCUAACGGGGCCCUAUGAGUUUGACCAGUCUGUCGCCAGCACGUUCAGCAACACCACCGACCUGUGCCAGCCCAGGCCCCCGGCGAACCUCAGUGAUGCCAAUUGCACCCCCCGAGCCAGCAGGGAGAACCACGAGGUUCUCCUGGUCAUGUUCAUCGCCCAGGCCCUGCUGGGCAUCGGUGGUGUCCCCAUCCAGCCCUUUGGGAUCUCCUACAUCGACGACUUCGCCAGCGAGAGGAACUCCCCCCUCUAUCUGGGAAUCCUGUUCUCUGUGACUGUCAUUGGGCCAGGGGUGGCCUUCAUGCUGGGCUCUGCCAUGCUGCAAUUCUACGUGGACAUUGACAAAGUCAGCGGAGCUGAAGUCCAGCUCACCCACGGUGACCCACGGUGGGUGGGUGCCUGGUGGCUCGGGUUCCUGGUGGCAGCCAGCCUGGUGGCUCUGUCUGCAGUGCCGUAUUUCUUCUUCCCCCGGGAGAUGCCAAAAGAGGUGGUGAGCGGGAAGGAGGCUGACAGCAAGAAGAGGGAGGACAUGCUCAGCCAGCUCAGGGCGAGGCCAGAGCACACUCAGAACCUGUCCCUGGGCGAGUUCAUCAAACGUUUUCCUCUGGUGCUGCUGAGGAAUCUGCGUCACCCCGUUUACCUGCUGGUGGUGUUGGCUCAGGUCAACAUCUCUGCCAUGGUUGCUGGUUUAGCCACGUUCAUGGGCAAGUUCCUGGAGAGGCAGUUCUCCCUCACAGCCUCCGUUGCCAACAUGGUCAUUGGUGCCGUGAACAUCCCGGGGGCGAUGGUGGGGAUCGUGGUGGGCGGUGCCAUCCUGAAGCGGUUCCAGAUGUCCCUGGGGCGAUGCAGUGCCAUGUGUGUCCUGGGCAUGUUCCUGUGCCUGCUGGUGGCCUUUCCCCUCCUCUUCCUCGGUUGCCCCACGCAGAAGGUGGCAGGAGUCACCUACAGCCACAGCUCCGAAUUUGGGCACCACGAGCUGGAGUGCAACCUGCAGUGCAGCUGCCCCGAGCAGGCCUAUAACCCCAUCUGUGGCUCCAACUCCAUCGAGUACAUCUCCCCUUGCUCUGCUGGCUGCAGGGCUGUGAACAUCCAGGAGGACACCAACUCAGUGCUGAACUACACCGACUGCAGCUGCAUCUCCGAGAACGGAGGGUUCGCCACUCCCGGCACCUGCAGCACCGGCUGCUCCCACCUCUUCCUGCCCUUCGUGGUCCUGUCCUGCCUGGCAGGGAUCCUGGCCAGCACAUCCCACACCCCGUCCUUCAUGCUCAUCCUCAGGAGCAUCCAGCCUGAGGACAAAUCCUUUGCUGUUGGGAUACAGUUCAUGCUGCUGAGAGUUUUGGCGUGGAUGCCGGGGCCCGUCCUGUACGGCAGCGCCAUCGACACCACCUGCAUCCUGUGGGAGAAGAGGUGUGACAGGAAGGCAGCCUGCAGAUACUACGACAACACCCUCUUCAGGCAAAGGUACCUCGGCCUCCAGUUUUUCUUCGAGGUGGGAGCUUUCCUGUGCUUCGUGGCCGUGUACGUGAUCCUCAGGAGGCAGGAGAGGGAAGCCAGCAAGGCACCAGAGACAAAGGCAGACCCAGAGAAGGAGAAACUGGCGGGAAAGCCCACAAAGACCCCGGAAUCCAAAGUGUGACACCCAGAAGGUGAAUCGUGAUCUGUUGCCCCGGGGGAGGUGAAGCCACCUGUGGGUGAAGCCACCCACAUCUCAACUGGGAAAGGUGGAUGGUGGUGGACUGUGGGGCCGCUUCCCGAUCUUCUGGGUGGGAAUAACUCCUCCUGCACCGCCCUGGGAGCCCGUCCAUCCGGUGCUCUGCCUCUUCCACCUUGGUGGUGCAGCUUGUUCCUUCACACGGGUUGUUCCACACAGCAUGACAGCCUUUGGAUGCUGCAGCCUUCGGGAUUUAUGUCCUCCAAAGCAUUUGUUCCUGCUGACAGGAGACUGGUGAGGCCAGCACUGAGCAUUAACCACACAGCUGAAGGGUUUUUUGUGUAGAGGGGAUGUGUGUUUUGGGUUUUUUUUAAUAGCAAUAAAUCAUUUUUAAGAAAUGGUUUUGUACCAAACCCGUAGAUCUCUGUGAGUGAUGGUCUGUCCUUGCCAAUGAAAUGUCAGCUGUGCUUAUUGCCUUUCCUCUCAGGGUGUUAGAUGGUCUCUCUUCCUUUGAAGGCUUCAUCCAGCUCCACCUGACAUUGCUGGGGUUUGUGUCACUGGCUGUGGGCCUUUCCAAGGACCCACCCACACAUCUGCUGAAGCUUUGGUGGUGAGGGGCAGGGAUGAGGAUCCUGGGGAGGGGAGGACACCAGAAGGAACUGGAGAAACUGCAGUACCUGCA